Trichobilharzia regenti is the source of this 625-nucleotide messenger RNA. NCBI's taxonomy places the organism in Eukaryota, Metazoa, Platyhelminthes, Trematoda, Strigeidida, Schistosomatidae. The record is from the annotation of a GenBank genome assembly.
UAUUUUGUCUUGUGUGCAAGAUGGCUGAUGGGGGGUCAUCAAGCUUUGACGCGGUGGCCCAUAUUGCCAAGCUAUACGAGGAGAUCUGUAGUAUACGACAGGAGAUGAACUCCAGGAGUCGUGGACGCAGUCCCUCGAGUUCGCGUAGUAGUAGACCCUUGUCACGUGCUAGCAGCAAGCGCCGACAGUCCCGAAGUAACCAGCCUGGAGUGUGCUGGUAUCAUCGACGUUACGGAGCAAAAGCCCAAAAGUGCACUCGCCCGUGCACCUUCGAUGUUCAACAAUCGGGAAACUAGCAAGCCAGCACGUACUGGCGACUAACGUCGCUGGCGAACCGCUCUCAUGUCGCCUCUUCUAUGUUACCGACCGUAACACUGGGAUACGCUUCCUAAUUGAUACCGGAGCAGAGGUCAGUGUAAUCCCACCCACAGUAGAGGAGCGCAGGCGGCCAAUGUCUCUUCAACUACGAGCCGCAAACGGUUCGCCAAUUGCUACGUUCGGCAGGCGCUUUAUAGAUCUUAACAUCGGUUUGCGUCGUUCACUUCGUUGGGUCUUCCUGGUGGCAGACGUUACCACAGGUAUAAUUGGCAUGGAUCUAUUGCAGCACUACCAAUUACUGGUAGAU